AUGUCCGGCCAUGAUACAUCGCCCAGCAGCAACAACAACCAGCGGAGCGCAAGACCGCUGCGCGUACCGAACGAGUAUAAGCCAUCAUGGAUCCCCCUCUCCGGCGCCGCCGUGCUAGCCAGCCUGCUGGGCUUCUACAUAUUCGGCACGGCAGCGGCGACGAUACGCGACACGGCGGCUUCUCCGUGCUCCUGCGGCGUCCGCGACCAUCACGAGCACGCCGUCCCCACCGGCAGACCACCGGCCAUGACGGGCGACAACGCCGAGCAGUUCGACAAGGAGCUCAACCUGCCGGAAUGGUGGAUGGGCAUCACCUCCCUGCGCAGGGACAUGGCCGCCCGCGCGACCGGACACGUCCUCGAGCUGGCCAUCGGUUCGGGGAGGAACCUUGAAUACUACAACUGGGAGGGUCUAAGCGCUGCUGCUCUUGCCGCCACCCCCACCACCACCACUGCUACUGCUGCUGCUGCUGCUGCUGCUGCCGCUGCUGGCAUAAGCAGGGCAGGAGGUGGGAGGGGAAGAUCUCAGCCCCCUCCUCCUGGGAUAGCAUCCUUCACAGGCCUGGAUAUAUCUGUAGACAUGCUGGACGUCGCCCGUCGCAAGUUGGUCAGGACCGUACCGCCCAUGAAGUCGUUCGCCACCGUGGUCCGAGCCUCCACCAUGGCCGACCACACAGGCGGUCAGAUGUCCUUCAUGGACGACCGUCUCCGCCUCGUCAACUCGGACGCUCACAAACCUCUACCUCCCCCCUCGGAUAAGUUUUUUGCUGCCGGCGGCGGCGGCGAUGAUGAUGAUGGCGGUGGUGGUGCUCUCCAAAAUCAACAACAACGAGAGGAGAAGAAGGAGAACAAGUACUACGACACAAUCAUCCAGACCUUUGGCCUCUGCUCCGUCUCCGACCCCGUCGCCGUCCUGAAGAACCUCGCCUCGGCCGUCAGACCCGACACCGGUAGGAUCCUGCUCCUGGAGCACGGCAAGAGCUGGCUGGGCAUCGUCAACGGACUGCUCGACAGGAACGCACAUCGCCACUUUGACCGCUACGGCUGCUGGUGGAACAGGGAUAUACAGGAGCUCGUCGACGAGGCCGCCCGCGCUACCCCAGGCCUGGAGGUGGUCCGCAUCGAGAGGCCGAAUAUCUCCCAGCUCGGCACGCUGGUGUCUGUUGAGUUGAGGGUCAGGCAGCAGCAGCAGCAGCAGCAGCAGCAGCGAGGCGAGCAGGGCAAAUAG
Molecule: messenger RNA, 1227 nt
Organism: Geosmithia morbida
Lineage: Eukaryota; Fungi; Ascomycota; Sordariomycetes; Hypocreales; Bionectriaceae
Product: methyltransferase OMS1, mitochondrial
Exons: 3
Coding region: 1-1227 (408 amino acids)
Source: RefSeq, a predicted model, not a curated record